CAUUUUGCGGCGGGACAGCAAACGCAUGUUAUGAGAAGGGCGAGUGUUAGAAACUGAGCGGCGUCUGCGGAACGGGUGACAUGCGGGAGAGCUUUUGAGACGCUGGAGCAUUCAGAAGAGACCUGAGUCAUUUGGCCAGCUAAGUUCUGUUCGAUACACACGUCUAGGUUUCUUUUAUUUGAAUGUUGCUGUCUCCAUCACAAAUAUGACAUCUCUGCCAUGCCUUUCCUUAUCAAGAGGCAGAUGGCUGUUACGGCCUGUGUGGAAGCGGAGAUUUUUCACAGCGUAUAAAACUCAGGCUUCCAAAGUGACUGUGGAAACUGACAAUUUCAAACACCAACAAGCUGAUCGGCCUACUUUUAAAGAUUUUUUAAACAAGCUUCAUUCAGAGAAGAACGCAACCUCAGUUAGGCAUGAUGACAUUGAAGAAGCUCAUCCAUAUAUCAAUGAAGACUCAGAAAUGGGAUCUAAGAGGAAAGUAUAUUUUGAAACGUAUGGCUGUCAGAUGAAUGUCAGUGACACAGAAGUAGCCUGGUCUUUUCUGCAGAAGAAAGGAUAUCAACGGACGACAGAUCUUGGUCAGGCCGAUGUGAUUCUGCUUGUUACAUGUUCAGUCAGGGAAAAAGCAGAAAAAACAAUUUGGAACCGUCUUCAGCAGCUUGUAACACUUAAGAAGAAGCGUCCCACAUCUCUACCACCGCUCAAAAUUGGAAUUUUGGGAUGCAUGGCUGAAAGACUCAAGACUGAUUUACUUGAACGUGAGAAGCUACUAGAUGUGCUAGCAGGCCCAGAUGCGUACCGUGAUCUUCCACGGCUGUUGUCUCUAGCUGAGGGUGGUCAACAGGCAGUCAAUGUACUCUUGUCUUUGGAGGAGACGUAUGCUGAUGUCAUACCUGUCCAUGUACAUUCACAGGCAAAGACAGCUUUUGUCUCCAUCAUGAGAGGCUGUGACAAUAUGUGCAGCUACUGCAUUGUUCCUUUCACUAGAGGCAGAGAGAGAAGCCGUCCAGUUGCCUCCAUUCUUCAGGAAGUAAGGAUGUUAUCCGAUCAGGGAGUUAAAGAAGUCACUUUACUGGGUCAAAAUGUUAACAGCUAUAGAGACACUUCUGAAGUCCAGUUCUGCACAGCUGAGCCUACACAGCUAAGUAAAGGCUUUCACACUCUAUACCGAAACAAACAAGGGGGUCUACGCUUUGCCACGCUUCUUGAAGCAGUAUCGAAUGUAAAUCCAGAAAUGAGGAUCCGUUUUACUUCUCCCCAUCCUAAGGACUUCCCAGAUGAGGUUUUACAGCUGAUACACGAAAAACACAACAUUUGCAAGCAAAUUCACCUCCCUGCACAGAGUGGUAGCAACCGUGUCCUUCAAGCUAUGCGUAGGGGUUACACCCGAGAGGCAUAUUUGGAGCUUGUAGAUCAUGUAAGGACUAUCAUACCAGGAGUGAGCCUUAGCAGUGAUUUUAUUGCUGGCUUUUGUGAUGAAACAGAGGAAGACCACUGGGAGACCAUCUCCUUGAUGAGGGCAGUGAAAUAUAAUGUAGGAUACCUCUUUGCAUACAGCAUGAGAAAUAAAACGCAUGCUUUCCAUCGACUAGAAGACAAUGUUCCAGGGGAAGUAAAGCAACGUCGGCUUGAGGAACUGAUUGGAGUUUUCAGAGAAGAGGCUUCAAAACUGAACUGCAGUGUUGUGGGCAGCACACAGCUCAUUUUAGUGGAGGGUGUGAGCAAGAGAUCCAGAGAUGAGCUCUCGGGUAGAACUGAUGGCAACAUUAAAGUAAUAUUUCCUGAUGUGAAAAUUCCUAUAGCUGACUCUUCGCAAGACACUGCUGCAGUAAAACCAGGGGAUUAUGUUGUAGUCAAGAUUACAUCUGCUGGUUCUCAGAGUUUGAAAGGUGUUCCACUCAGGCAUGCAACACUACACUAAGGGCUUCUUAGACCUGUUCUAGGAAGAACUUAAGAGGUGGAAGCAGAAGGCUCAGCGUCAUUUCAUUUUUUAUCCAGUCUGGUUUAACAAAUUAAAAGAAAUGGACUGAUAGAUUGGCACUCAUUCUUUUAUAUAUGUGUCUGUUUCAUGCAAUUUACUUGUAAUGGAAGCAAUGUUAAAUGUAUUUUUCACCUAAUUAAAUUAAGCAUAAACCUAAAGUCUUAUUCUCUGUUUAAUUACAUUAUAUUGGGUGCAUUUUGUAUUAUUUGAUUUAUUUAUAUUAUCCUUACAUGAAGGGUUAUGGUCAUUUGUUAAUUACAGUGUAGAUUCAUUGGUUACUUGUAGUGAUGCUCAUGAAUUCAACACGGUCAAGGCGCGGUGUGUCACUUCUGGCAUUUCAGCAGGGAUGCAGUCCGCUGCCAUUUUCUGUGCAUUGAUUCCUUAAGCUAGAAGUUGAGUGCAGACAUUCUGAACUUUUUUUUAUGAACAAAGCUCUGCUGUAUAUGAAGUAGUCUACAAAUUAGAAUCAUACAUGUAUAAAAGGUUGUCUUAGCCCAAAAUAAUUUCCCACUUGAAUUGUAAACUUAAAGUAUCAUGCCCAUUUAUCAGUGGCAUAAGCAAAUGUUUUAUUAUCAUUUUCUUUUCAUUUUCAAACAGGUAGAAAGUAAAUAUUGGACUUUAUGUAGCGUUUGUGAAAUGGAAAGUGAGAUAUUGUGAAGGCACAUACUGUACAUUCAAUACAGAGAUGAUGGAUUAUGGGAGUUGUUAGUCAUUUCCUAAUAAGUUAAAGGGCUGGGAUCGGUUUUGUAAGUGAACUAAAUGGUAAUGGCAGUUAUUUCAUUAAAACAAUUAGCGAUUUUUGCUUGUCUUUCUCCUACACCAUCAUUGAUAGACUUUUAGAGGCUUUAAAUAUCUAGAGAUCCUAAUUAUGCUAACAUUUACUUAGAAGAAUUUAUGCAUAGCCGAACACUGACCCAUAAAAAGUUAGAAAAUGUACGCAUGGCACAACAUUCAGGCGCCUUCGAGGACUGUGCAGGCAGUGUAGUCCUCAUAGGACUGAGGUCACCUUCUCGAUCCAUUUCAGGGUUUUGGAGGCCAAAGACUAAAAGUAGGCCUGGGGUGGGACUCAAGUCUAUCGCAGGGACCACACAUACACACACACACAUACAUGCACCCACAAUUUGCAAUUGGCAAUUAAACACCUGAGUUAAAAAAAAAAAAAUAGUAAUUCAUUCUUGGCUUGAGCAUAUCUGGAUGUUGAACUUUUUAUGAAAUGCGACUUGCAGAGCUAUUCAGUUAAGACAACUUUUAAGGAAUAGCAUAAGUGAAAGGCAAACUUUCUUACAUCGAGUGGCCAUUACAGAUGUGAGGUGAAUGUUGCACUCUGAUGGUGAAUUUAUAGGAUAGGGUGACCAGAUUUUUCCAAAACAGGCACACUUAUGUCAACACUCUUAAGUCCAUCCUUAUUUGUUUAAUGCCUUUUUUAUUUCAUCAUCAUCAGAGAUGAUCAGGGCGGGGGGGG
Messenger RNA from Erpetoichthys calabaricus (reedfish), 3443 nucleotides. It is a transcript of the gene cdk5rap1, whose product is annotated as CDK5 regulatory subunit associated protein 1. Gene Ontology annotation, cellular component: mitochondrion; cytosol. Bases 206 to 1921 code for a protein of 571 amino acids. Gene Ontology annotation, molecular function: tRNA-2-methylthio-N(6)-dimethylallyladenosine(37) synthase activity; 4 iron, 4 sulfur cluster binding. Lineage: Eukaryota; Metazoa; Chordata; Cladistia; Polypteriformes; Polypteridae. The record is from RefSeq and is a predicted model, not a curated record. The transcript is spliced from 14 exons. Gene Ontology annotation, biological process: negative regulation of cyclin-dependent protein serine/threonine kinase activity; tRNA modification.